UGGGUGUUUUUGUCUUAAUAAAAAUAAUUAAAAAAAAAAGUUGAAAUUUACACAGCACCCACUUUUUGACUCAGCAUCACUUUUUUUUUGUCCAAUACUCUAUGAAUUUUCUUCACAAAGAUCUCUCAUUUCAUAAAAUUUGAAGAAAUGAUUGUAUAAAUUCAAUACAAACCCAAUAUUAUUUUAUUUUUUGAUUAUUUUUUUGUUCUGAUUUUUUGGGAGUUAUUAUAGAAGAGAAUAAUGAAGAUGGGUGUUAUUGAAGAAAAUGGGAUGGAAAAUAUGGGAUUGAAAAAUAUAAAGAAUAAAUAUAGAAGAAUGGAUUCAGAUUUGAGUGUAAUUUCAGAAAAUGAGGCACAAAUUAUGAGGAAAAGAAAUACCAGGAAAUUUGUCAUGGCUUCUGCUGUUUUUGCUUCUCUCAAUUCUGUUCUACUUGGUUAUGAUGUUGGGGUGAUGAGUGGAGCAGUUAUAUUCAUUCAAGAGGACUUGAAAAUAUCAGAUGUUCAAAUAGAAGUCCUCGUCGGAAUCCUAAGCAUAAUUUCGUUAUUAGGCAGUUUAGCCGGUGGAAAGACGUCUGACACCAUAGGUAGGAAAUGGACAAUGGCAUUAGCAGCCAUGAUUUUUCAAGUAGGGGCUGGUAUAAUGGCAUUAGCACCAAAUUUCGGGGUGUUACUCGCAGGAAGGCUUUUUGCUGGAGUAGGAAUUGGCUUUGGUAUCAUGAUAGCUCCUGUCUACAUAGCUGAGAUAGCACCAGCAAUUGCUAGAGGAUCAUUAACAUCCUUUCCUGAGAUCUUCAUAAACUUUGGUAUUCUAUUGGGUUACAUUUCAAAUUAUGUAUUUUCGGGGCUUCCUGCUCAUAUUAAUUGGAGAAUAAUGCUUGGUGUUGGGAUUCUCCCUUCCAUUUUCAUCGGUGGUGCACUCUUAAUCAUCCCUGAAUCUCCUAGAUGGCUGGUAAUGCAGAAUCGUAUUGAUGAAGCAAAGGUUGUUCUUCAGAAAACUAUUGAUAACGAAAAAGAAGUAGAGGAGAAAUUAUCAGAUAUACAGCAAGCUGCAGGAACCACAAAUGCUGACAAGUAUGAAACAAAAUCAGUUUGGCAGGAACUCUUACAUCCAACUCCAGCUGUUAGAAAGAUGUUAAUUGCAGGGUGUGGAAUUCAGAUUUUCCAGCAGAUAACGGGUAUUGACACUGUUGUAUAUUACAGCCCUACAAUAUUUAAAGAUGCUGGAAUAAGUAGCAACACAGAGCUUCUUGCUGCAACAAUGGCUGUCGGAUUUACAAAAACUUUCUGUAUCUUAAUCGCUAUAUAUCUCAUUGAUCAUCUAGGUAGAAAGCCUUUGCUUUAUGUGAGCACAGUUGGAAUGACUGUUUGUUUGAUAGGGCUCAGCCUAAGCUUAGCCUUACUCGGGCAUGAGCCAAUUGGUAUUAGAUUGGCUUUGCUGUUUGUUUGUGGAAAUGUGGCCUUCUUUUCAGUAGGAAUUGGUCCAAUUUGCUGGGUUUUGAGUUCAGAAAUUUUCCCUCUUAGGCUUCGAGCUCAGGCAUCAGGUCUUGGGGCUGUUGGAAGUAGGGUCAGCAGUGGCCUAAUCUCGAUGUCCUUCCUUUCAGCUGCCCAUGCAAUCACCGUGGCUGGAACCUUCUUUGUAUUUGCUGUCAUCUCAGCCUUGUCUGUUGUAUUCGUGUACAAGUGUGUGCCUGAAACCAGAGGGAAAUCUCUGGAAGAGAUCGAGGUGAUGUUUGAUGAAGAUAAACUCCCAGGAUCAGGUGAAAUGGAGCUUGCAGACACCGUGAGCCUUGUGCCCAAGGAACCAAACGGAGCAUAGUUCAUUGCUUCGUUUUCACCAUGUGUCCAGUGAGACUUCAUAGACGAGGAUUUACUUACAGGGACCAGGGACUACAGAGUGUUUAUAGAACAGGAUAUGAUAAGCUUUGGGGAUUCUUUUUUGGAGUUUGGCAUCAACUCAUGUGAUACGCCUAAAAGGUUGUUUGGUACGAAUCAAAGCAGGUUAUACAAUUAUUCUUUACGGAUGAUGAGAAAACAAUAGUUUAAACCGCAGCUGCAGUAUGUUGAGAACAAGGAAAAAGAGAGGGGGGCGGGGGGUUAGGGGUUGCUUCAUCAAGUGUGAGUGAGUUUAAUGUAAGUUGCUUUGAUGUGGAUACCUCUAAAUGAAGAAGUUUGGAGGAUUGGUUUCAUGUAUGGCACAUUCUUUCUAUAUGUUAUAAUCCUACAUUUGUUCUUACAAAGUUUGAACCUCAAAUCAAAGAUCCGAUUUGUACUAAAUGUGACAAUAGAUGUCACAAAAUAAGCAAAAGAUUGUGAAAUUUGAACUCCUAAAGUCCUACUACAUAGUACUUGGUAUGUACUAUCGCACAGAUGUAGGAGCUUCUUUUUAUUAUCAAGAAAACAUAACUCAGGAGUUACAUAUGUUA
Molecule: messenger RNA, 2422 nt
Organism: Chenopodium quinoa (quinoa)
Lineage: Eukaryota; Viridiplantae; Streptophyta; Magnoliopsida; Caryophyllales; Amaranthaceae
Product: probable polyol transporter 4
Exons: 2
Coding region: 241-1815 (524 amino acids)
Biological process (GO): transmembrane transport
Cellular component (GO): membrane
Molecular function (GO): myo-inositol:proton symporter activity
Source: RefSeq, a predicted model, not a curated record